Messenger RNA from Rhagoletis zephyria (snowberry fruit fly), 713 nucleotides. The record is from RefSeq and is a predicted model, not a curated record. Lineage: Eukaryota; Metazoa; Arthropoda; Insecta; Diptera; Tephritidae.
AUGGGCUACACCCAGUUCUGCGGCGGCUCCAUCAUCAACGACGACUCCAUCCUCACGGCGACCCACUGCGCCUGGGUGGACAGCGACCGCUCGGCGCAGAACCUCACCGUCCUGCCGAGCGACGUCUUCGUCUACGUGGGGCACAUCAACCUGAAGACGCUGAACCGCAACUACCUCUACGCGGUGAAGGAGUUCAUCGUCAACCCGGUGAUGGCCGCCACGCGGCACCUGGUGAAGAACUCCCUCACCGGGGAGGAGGAGUACCAGCUCGACUUCAGCCAGGGCCACGACGCGGCGGUGAUCAAGCUGGAGAAGAAGAUCACCUUCGAGGAGGGCCUGGUGACGCCGGUCUGCCUGCCCCACCCGAAGGCGGUCGUCAUUCGCGAGCAGUGCAUCGUCAUGGGCUGGGGCACCAGGGAGGAUGGGAGCCACCCGAACGCCCUCUACCAGGUGGAGAUUCCCAUCAUGGACGGCGGCUGCGGGUCGAACUCUGCCUGGGACCGGGCACAGCUCAUCUGCGCCGGCAAUCCCAAGUACCAGAAGGACGCCUGUCAGGGGGAUUCGGGCGGCCCCUUUAUCUGUCCGCACCAGAGCGAGCCGAAGGAGUACCUGCAGUUCGGCAUCGUCAGCUACGGCGUCGGCUGCGGCCAGUACGGCGGCUUCUACCAGAACACCACCGCCGUGCUCGACUGGAUCAAGGAACAGGCGGAGAA